This is a messenger RNA of Apus apus (common swift), 1335 nucleotides long. It is a transcript of the gene HOGA1, whose product is annotated as 4-hydroxy-2-oxoglutarate aldolase 1. Lineage: Eukaryota; Metazoa; Chordata; Aves; Apodiformes; Apodidae. The transcript has 7 exons. Gene Ontology annotation, molecular function: 4-hydroxy-tetrahydrodipicolinate synthase activity; N-acetylneuraminate lyase activity. Bases 1 to 1071 code for a protein of 356 amino acids. The record is from RefSeq and is a predicted model, not a curated record. Gene Ontology annotation, biological process: N-acetylneuraminate catabolic process.
AUGCCCUGUCAAUCAUUGACAGCCCCUCAGCAGGGCAGGUGGCACGACCAGCAGCAGCUCCCAUCCACCAUGGCACUCAGCACCCGCUUUGUUUCACCCCUCCGGCCCACCCUGGCAGCUCUGCAUUGGGCAGCACCCAGGCAGCACCGGGGGCUCAGCACCCUCCCAGCACCAAGGCACACACUUGACCUCGGGGGCAUCUUCCCGCCCCUUGCAACCCCCUUCUCACCCAUGCAAGAGGUGGACUAUGCACGACUGGAGGGGAACCUGCACCACUACGCCAGCAUCCCCUUCCGAGGACUGGUAGUGCUGGGCUCCAAUGGGGAAUAUCCCUACCUGGCACCCCAUGAGCAGCUGGAGGUGGUGAGCUGCGUGCGCCAGGCUUUGCCCAGGGACCGCCUGCUGCUGGCCGGAUCAGGCUGUGAAUCCACCCAGACCACCAUCAAGCUGACGGUCAGCAUGGCAGAGGCAGGGGCUGAUGUGGCACUGGUGGUGACGCCCUGCUACUACAAGGGGGCCAUGACCAGCAGUGCCCUGGUUCAGCACUACACGGAGGUCGCCGAUGCAUCCCCCAUCCCCGUGGUGCUCUACAGCGUGCCAGCCAACACUGGCCUGGAGCUGCCCCUGGAGGCUGUCCUCACCCUGGCUCAGCACCCCAACAUUGUCGGGAUCAAGGACAGCGGUGGGGACAUCACCCGCAUGGGGCUGAUGGUCCACAAGACGAAGCAGGAGGACUUCCAGGUGCUGGCAGGGUCAGCUGGCUUCCUGCUGGCAAGCUAUGUCCUGGGUGCCUCUGGGGGCAUCUGCGCCCUCGCCAACGUCCUGGGGGCCCCGCUGUGCCAGCUGGACCGUCUGUGCCGUGAGGGCCGAUGGCAGGAGGCCCGUGACCUGCAGCACCGGCUCAUCGAGCCCAACGCAGCGGUCACCCGCCGGUUUGGUAUCCCGGGGCUGAAGAAGGCAAUGGAGUGGUUUGGCUACUACGGGGGUCCCUGCCGAGCACCUCUGGCCCCGCUGAGUGCCCCCCAGGUUGAGGAGCUGAGGAACACCUUCAGUGCCAAUGGCUGGUUGUGAGGGUUACCCCCCUGCCCCUUCCCUCGCCGCGGGGGCACGGGAAUAGCGAUCCUGGGAGCUGAGGAAGUGGUGGGGACACCGGGGUGUGGCCAGGAGAAAGCCACCCGUCUCACUCCUUCCUGCUGGACCGGACUGCUCUGGGCAGAGUGGGUGGGGGGGACACCCAGUAUUCCCUGAGCCUGCCAGACCCCGGGGUCCCACCGUCCCCACCUGGGAAGGGAUGGAUCCCUGUGCCGUGUGCUGGGAAUAAACGCACUGACCCGC